This is a messenger RNA of Rhodofomes roseus, 1524 nucleotides long. RefSeq lists its product as uncharacterized. The record is from RefSeq and is a predicted model, not a curated record. The coding region runs from base 1 to 1524 and encodes 507 amino acids. NCBI's taxonomy places the organism in Eukaryota, Fungi, Basidiomycota, Agaricomycetes, Polyporales, Fomitopsidaceae. The transcript is spliced from 19 exons.
AUGUCUGCCUGUAUCAGAUCUAGUAGUACAAAGCAUGGUGCUGUAAACACCCCUAAGAAGCUGCGCGCUGCUACCCAGUCCUUCAAGGCUAUGAUGGGCAAGAUUGAACCUGAGGAGGUAUUUGACAGUGGAGAUGACUAUGUCCCAAGGCCAAAGCAGAAGCCCAGACAGCCAGCUAAGCGUGGACCUCCCAAGCAUCCAUCUGCAAGGGCCAAGGCCAGCGCUGCUGAAGUCCGCCGCUUCAUUGAUGAUGAAGCUCGGGAGGCCAGAGGGAUUGAGGGCACUGACGAUUAUCAAGACCAUUAUGAUGAAGAUAUUGUUGAGCUUUCUGAUGAAGAGGAUGACCAGCAGGAGAUAGCAGAUGUGGCUACAAUUGUGUCGAGUGAUGAUGAGCCUGUUGUAUCUACCAAAGGCCAUGCCUCUACCUCAAGACUGAGAAGACGUCGCUCCAUCCUUGAAAUGUCCAGGUCAAGCCCUGACUGGGACACUGACCUUGUGGGUUCAACCCCAGAUAGUCCCAUCAAAAGGGCAAACCUGACAGGGUCUGCCAGACAGUCCAGCAACACCAUCCCCAAGGAGUGUAGCAUUGAGCGACCAAGUCCUGUUGCAGAUGAAGAAGAGUCCCUGAAAGCAUCACCAACCAAGAAGUCACGUACAACGGUCAAUAAAGGCAAAGGCAAGGCAAAGGCGGUAGUCCUUUCCGAUGCAGAGGAUAAUCCAUUCAUUGCUGGAACAAGUAACAACUGUGAUAUACAGGGAGGCUGUGUUCAUUGGGGGCAAACAGUAAAUGGUCUCCAUUUUGAUGUGAACGGCAUUGAACCUUUGGGUACCAGACUUGACACUGUCGUUGAGAUACCAGAAACCCUCAAGCGUGGGAAGCAACCAUCUGGAAAGGACAGAGAUGAUGCUGCUGGUGUUCCUGGUGCAGUGCUCAUUAGCUACAUGAUGCCCAAGCUUGAGCUCUUUCCCCCUACAGGCAAUGAGCACUGCAAGCAAUUGGACAAGGACAGUGUUGAGGGAUGGCUUGAGAACACAUAUGCAGAUAUGUGGCCUAUGCGUAAACAUGAUGUUCCUGAGCAUGCGUUUGUUGAGACAAAUCCUGUCAUCAAUGCAUUCCAGGAACAUGGCAUUCAUAUCCACAGACAGAACUUCAAGCGCACUAUCCAGUGGUCCUUCACUGGCAACUGGCUUGUCAACCCUGCCCCAAUAGAUGAAUCCCAAUCCCGCCCAUCAUACUCCAGAAAGUCCUUUGUUGACCUGACUAAGGUCGUCAAGAGCCCCAUGAAGGACAAGUACCCAUCUGGGAUGCCAGGCACUAUUUUGAGCAGCAGGAGGCCCCUGUCUUUGACAUUGAGACAAUUGCCUGCCAACUGUCCUAUUGUUGAGAAGGAGCCAGUGCACCAUUCUGUUGUGGCUGUGCUGCACACUGUGUCCACCUAUGGUCGUGCGGGUGAGCCUACCAAUCUGUCACUCAAUGUUGUUGGUGUUGUCAUCUUGGUUGGGAAUGAGGCUAGGGGUAACUGA